Messenger RNA from Penicillium samsonianum, 831 nucleotides. RefSeq lists its product as uncharacterized. The transcript has 4 exons. The record is from RefSeq and is a predicted model, not a curated record. Gene Ontology annotation, molecular function: GTP binding; GTPase activity. Lineage: Eukaryota; Fungi; Ascomycota; Eurotiomycetes; Eurotiales; Aspergillaceae. The coding region runs from base 158 to 775 and encodes 205 amino acids. Gene Ontology annotation, biological process: small GTPase-mediated signal transduction.
CUGAAAUGAGAAAGUAGCGGAAUUACUCAUAUAGACUGUCCUGUAGUCACAGCAAAGACAAGCUUUUGCAAUAUACUUGUUGAUUGACCGGCUGAACGGUCCAACUUGGUCAAUACCUGGACAGUUGGACAUAAAUCGAAUCAACAACCAUUCCAGCAUGGCUGAGGCAGAUCCUCACCCGGAUAGUAACAAAUCAGUCUCCUUACUUCUACUCGGAGAUGCAGGAUGUGGAAAAUCAACAUUCUUAGCUCGCCUCAAGAGUGGAAGACCGUCCCCAUCAGGGCCCUCCAAUACUGAUCCAAAUACCCUUGAACUAUUACGAGAUGGUGAUCAGCCUUUCAUUUACGACAUCCGGUUCUCAAAGAAGACAUUCACUUUAGAGCUUUACGACACAUCCAACCCAAACCAGCAUUGGACAAAUCUUCGGCCUGACGUGGUUGUUAUAGCCUUUGAUAUCUCCAACCGGGAUACACUUGCUGGACUGAAAGAGUGGCGAAAUGACAUUACUCGUUAUUUCCAGUACGGUCAUGGUGAGCGCCUUCCAGUGAUGUUGCUAGGCCUGAAAAGAGACCUACGGAGAGAAGGCGAGGGGAUCAUCUAUCCACAAGAGGCCUAUCGUAUUGCGCAGGAACUUCGUUGCGAUAGAUACGCCGAGUGUUCGGCUGUCACAGGCGAGCUGCUUGCAGAGACGUUUGAGGAUCUCGCUAGAUUGGCGGCAAUGACGACGACUGAAAAAGGUGGCCAGAGUGAGGGCACUACUUGCGUUAUUCUUUGAUUCUUUCGUUGUCAAUGUUCUAUCCUGUUUCCCAUACCCAUACACGUAUAAACCAG